Molecule: messenger RNA, 6214 nt
Organism: Labeo rohita (rohu)
Lineage: Eukaryota; Metazoa; Chordata; Actinopteri; Cypriniformes; Cyprinidae
Product: DENN domain-containing protein 4B
Exons: 27
Coding region: 178-4701 (1507 amino acids)
Biological process (GO): regulation of Rab protein signal transduction
Cellular component (GO): cytoplasmic vesicle
Molecular function (GO): protein binding
Source: RefSeq, a predicted model, not a curated record
UCCUUCCUUGUUCCUUGCCUUUAACCGUAGAUCAGGCUGGUGUUCCGCUCGUCUCGUCGCUGACCGCCAUUCGUUCGUGAUCUGAUCUGAUAACGGACGUUCAUCAGAACCGGACUGAUCCGACCUGAUGUGGUUCGGUCUCGUCUAACGCUCUAGCGUGGCGUUUAGACCGGCGUGAUGACGGAAGAGCGAUGUCCUCAGCUGGUGGAUUAUUUCGUGGUGGCGGGUCUGACGGGCGACUCGUCUCCGCUGGACGAGGAGGGUCAGCAGAGGGGCGUUCGAGCCGUGCAGCCCGUCACCGAUCUGGCCGUGAUCGCCCGCGGCCUCGGGGAGGACGUCCCGGAGGGAUUCACCUGCAUCGAGAAAACGCAAGGAGGCCAUCCGGCGGAGCUGAGCGCCGGCCUGCUGAACAACCCGCACAUGUUCCUGUGCUACCGGAGAGGACACGACAAACCGCCCAUCGAGGAGCUCGGUGUUCUGUAUGAGGGCAAGGAUCCGGUCAGGCCAGGGUGGCAGGUGAUCGAGACGACCCCGUACAGCCGUUCGGCCAGUCUGAGCUCCGGCGGCCCCGCGACCCACCGCACCUUCCUGAUGUUCCGCAGAGCGCCGGACUCGCAGGCGCUGAACACGCUGGGCGUCACCGAGAUCUCGCUGCUGAUGCCCAGCAAGGGCGAGACGGCGCCGCACACCUACUGCAGAGUGGACAAGAACCUCAACACUGGAAUGUGGGGUCCAGCGCUGUACCUCUGCUACAAGCGUUCAGUGGCAAAAGCAAAUGCUCUGGUGUAUGAGGCAGGUCUGAUCAGUCGGUAUCCUGAGGAGGAUCUGGAGUCGUUUCCACUGCCGGACUCUGUUCCGGUGUUCUGUCUGCCGAUGGGUGUGGCGGUGGAGAGUUGGCCGCUCAACACCAAAUACCAGCUGCCCAUCUUCUCCACAUUUGUCCUGACCAGCGCCUCUGGAGACAAGGUGUACGGCGCCGCUAUCCAGUUCUACGAGGCGUACCCGCGCGAGUCUCUGUCCGAGCGUCAGUGUGUGCGUCUGGGUCUGCUGAGCGUCGUGGACCGGCGGCCCAUCACCAACCGCAGCGUCCAGGUCAAGAAGAGCAUCUGCGUCCUCUCGCACUGGCCCUUCUUCAGCGUCUUCCAGAAGUUCCUCACCUUCAUCUACAGAUACUCCAUCUCUGGACCGCAUGUGCUGGCGCUGGAGAAGCACAUCUCGAGCUUCAUGCACAACGUCCCGUUCCCGUCUGCUCAGCGUCCCCGUAUCCUGGUUCAGCUGUCUCCGUAUGAUAACCUGCUGCUGUGUCAGCCCGUGUCGUCUCCGCUGCCGCUCAGUGGUGCGAGUUUCGUGAAGCUGCUGCAGAAUCUGGGUCCGGAGAACGCGUGUUCGCUGCUGCUGGCCGUCCUGACCGAACACAAGCUGCUGCUGCACUCGCUGCGGCCCGACGUGCUGACGUCCGUCAGUGAAGCGCUCGUCUCCAUGGCGUUUCCUCUGCGCUGGCCCUGCCCGUAUAUCCCGCUGUGUCCGCUGCGGAUGGCAGACGUGCUGUGCGCGCCCAUGCCCUUCAUCGUGGGCGUCCACUCCAGCUACUUCGACCUGUACGACCCGCCGUCUGACGUGGUGUGUGUGGAUCUGGACACCAACACCAUUUUCCAGUCUGAAGAUAAGAAGCCUCUGUCCUGGAGGUCUUUGCCGAGAAAACAUGGGAAGAUCCUGCUGAACUCCCUGACCAACCUGCACAAAACUCUGGAGAAGAUCUAUACGCCGGGUCAGGAGGAGGCCACGCUGGAGUUCCUGCUGACGGACUACGAUCUGAUCUACGGCCGUCAGAAGCUGCUGGAGCUGGAGAUCCAGGAGGCGUUCCUGCGCUUCAUGAGCUGUUUGCUGAGAGGAUACAGAUCCUUCCUGCUGCCCAUCACACAGGCGCCGUCCGACAGAACCACAGACUGCAGCUCGCUCUUCAACCUGCAGGGCUUCCUGAAGUCACGCGAUCGAGCGCAGCAGAAGUUUUACACUCAGCUCACGAAGACGCAGAUGUUCACGCAGUUCAUCGAGGAGUGUUCGUUCGUCAGCGACCGGCACGGCUGCCUCGAGUUCUUCGACGAGUGCGUGCAGAAGGUGGACGUGGAGAAGCCGGAGGACGUGCGUCUGAUCGAUCGGGACGAGUGUCACAGCGGUGAGCACACGGUGUUCAUAAUGCCUCCGGAGGAGCCGCAGGAGGCCGACGGAUCCGAGUGUCCCGCGCACUACAGCUACGACACGUUCCCGAUCCUCCAAUCGGAUCUGUUCGAUCGGCCGCAGGAUCAGCUGCGGACUCCGGCUAAAGGAAGUGCCCCCAGUAGCCCCGCCCCCCGGCGCACCAAACAGGAGAUAAAGCUGGCGCAGAAGAAGGCGCAGAAGUACUCGACGGUGCCGGACAUGUGGUCCAAAUGCCUGCUGGGUCACUGCUACGGCCUCUGGUUCAUCUACUUACCCACGUUUGUCAAAGCAGAGAGCACUAAAGUGCGGACGCUGCACGCCGCAUACGAGGUGCUCAAACACAUGGAGACGCGCAAAGUGGUGCUGCCGGACGAGGUGUGUUACCGUAUCCUCAUGCAGCUGUGCGGUCAGUACGGUCAGCCGGUUCUCGCGGUCAGAGUUCUGCUGGAGAUGAAGCGGGCGGGAAUUACACCCAACACCAUCACAUACGGAUACUACAAUAAAGCGGUGCUAGAGAGCAAAUGGCCAUCCACCAAUCAGGGAGGGCGUCUUCGCUGGGCGAAGCUGCGUAACGUGGUAUUGGCCGUGGCUCAGUUCAGGCAGCCAAUCAAACAGCAGCAGAGGAGCGCGUCGUUCAGCACCCGCGCAGGUCAGAGAGACGCCCCGCCUCCGGCACGUGAUCGACAGCCGUCGGCAUCGUCACAUUCUCACAUUCUGCUCCUGUUUACAGAAGACGUGCUGUCCAAGCCCCGCCCCCACUCGGCUCUGAUUCGUCAGUCCAGCUGGAGCGGGUUGAGCGAAAGCUCGAGCCACGAAUCGCUGACGAGUCUGGCCAAGAGCAACAGUCUGAGCAGCGUUCAGGCGUCAGGAAGCAAGGUGAAGCUGUCAAAGAAAGCAGCGGCGCAGACGGCCGCAGCCAACGCGGCCGCAGCCUCACGCAAACCUCCCGCCGGCCGCCGCGACACGCUGAGUCCUCCUGCGCCCGUCCUGGUGCGCCGCAGCGACAUCUGCCUGUCCACCUUCUACAGAGACUGCGCAGAGACCGCAGACGCAGACUGCAGAUGUCAGCCGGAGAGGGACAGCAGGUCGGUGGAGGUGAGGGAGACUCUGAACAGGAAGUCGGUGGAUGAGAACUACAACAACGUUUCGUCCCCGAGCCGCGGUCUGGCCGGGAAACUGCAGCAGCUGCUGACGCCCACGAGGAACCGCACGUCCGUGCGACGGGCCGCUAGCGUGGACGACCGGCGGGUGGGAGCGAACGGACACUCGCGCCGAACCUCAGAGCAGAAACUCUCACGCAAGAACCAGAUGGCCGAGAGUCUGCUGAAGGCCAAGGAGCGGCUGUACAACGCCACGUCUGAGAGUUCUCUGUCUGUAGGGAGUGACAUUGACAUGACUGACAUCCAGACGCUUGCGGUUCCUCUCAGGAAGUCAUGGGAUUCUUCACAGGAAGGGGCGGGCAUUGAGGUGCUGAUGUCGAGCUGCUCGCUGUGCCGCAGCUGUAAUUCUCUGGUGUACGACGAGGAGAUCAUGGCGGGCUGGUCGUCUGAUGACUCCAAUCUCAACACCACCUGUCCGUUCUGCUCCGCGCCGUUCGUCCCGCUGCUGAACGCAGAGAUCUGUGACCUGGGCCCCGUCUGCAGCGUGGAGCGCAAUAAUCUGAGCGCGGAGGAUGAGCUGGAGAACGCCAUGCGACCUCCCGCAGGUCCGGACGACGCACUGCAGCACCUGUGCAACGGCGUCAGGGAGACGGACUCCAGCUCCGAGACCAGCAGCCAAUCGGAGAGCAGCGUGCCGUCGGUGGGCGGAGCCCCGCAGGUGACGGUGGCGUACCUGAGCCCGCUGGUGCUGCGGAAGGAGAUGGAGAGUCUGCUGGAGAACGAGGGCGAGGCCGUUCUCUCGCAGGUCCAGCUGCUGGACAGUCACUCCAUCCUCUUCUGGAAUCUGGUGUGGUACUUCACUCGCCUCGGUCUGCCCAGUAACCUGCUGCAGCUGCUGCGGACGUCACCGCUGACCGCACGCCUCGCGCAGGGGUCAGAGGGCGCGGGGGUGCGCGUGAAGCUGCUGUGGGACACGCUGACCCCGGAUACGGAGCAGUGGCCGCCGCUCUACAUGCUCUGGAGGAUUCACAGUGGCGUCCCCAUGCGCAGCCACAACUGGCGGCAUCACAACCAUCCCUUCAGCCUCGGCUUCCUGGAGGAAGUGCUGCGCUGGGUCGGCAUGAACGAGGUACACAAGGCCAUCACGCUCUUCCUGGAUGCGGUCGCUAAGCAGCCCGGCACUCCGCGGAUACAGAGGAGUCUGUACAGAGAGAUGCUCUUCCUCACGCUGGCUGCUAUGGGAAAAGAUCAUGUCGCUUCGUUUGAUAAGCGUUAUAAGGCGGCGUACGUGCGCUUGAGCGGUUCUCUGGGUCGAGAGGAGCUGAGGAGGAAGAGAGUCCAGCCGCCCAGUCCUAAAGCCGUCGACUGCAGACGCUGCUUCCUGCUGCCGCUGGAGUGCUGAACACACACACACACACACAAAUACACACACACAUUCACACUCCGCUUGUCUCGUCCCGUCUUGCUGUCGUCUUCACGCUGCUUGAGGAGGAAUCGCGACACACAGGCCGAGCGCUUCUGCUGGUACGGUCACUGCAGACGCCGCCGUGCAUUAUGGGAACGCGUGAGCCUUUCACCUAAAACUGCUUCUGUAUCCCACGAUGCCGAGCAAACUGACACCCGCCGCCCAUCGGACAUUUUCAUAGGAUGUAACGUGGCGUCUGGAUUUACCUCGUUUAUUUCUGUUUGAUUUCAUGGAGCUCAAAGAUGAAGAUCCAGUUGUAAACGCCAGAAGGCAUCAUGGGAGUUUGUUGCACUGGAGUGACGCUCUGAGCUCUUUCAUGUUUGUGUGAGAUGUUUCUCGACCAGCAGAUUCAUCGUCUCUGUUCUGGACUGGAGUUAAACUAGUCUGGUCAGGACUACAGUAGUUAGUUCCUCUGAACCGUGUUUGUGUGUGUGAGAGAGAAAGCAGCGCUUUAUUAUUAUAAGAGUGUCAUGUGACUGUAGGAUGAUCCUGGAGAAUCAUGACUUCCUGUGACGCUCUGAUUGGCUGACGCCCGUGUGCUCGUUCAGCUCGUUCAUCCACAAACCAGCUGGUUUUAUCAUCGAGCCGUUAUUCACACGACCAUCAAACACAUUCACCUCCCAAACUCUCAUCGUUCUGUCAUCAUUUCCUCUCAUUCACACCUGUGUCCGUCUGCAGUCAAACACAAGACGACAUUCUCAGAAAUGAACCAGUGUUUUAUUUUCAUACAAUGAAAGUCAGUGGGGUCCAAUGUUCUUUGGCUCCCAACAUCAUUAAAAAUACAUAUACAAUUAUUAAUUUAUCAGAUGAUCAAUUUGAAGGAGAGUGAAUGAUGACAGAAUGAUGAUUUUUGUCUGAACUGACUCAUUAAAUGCACAUAUCAGGGUUGAAUUUGUACAUUUUAUUUUGCUGUUUCCAGUCCUGUCUGAUCAUCUUUUUUUUCUAUAUCCAGUAUGAGCCCAGGAUAUAAUCCAAAAAUGAUGAAGGAACUAGAUACAUUCAGUCCAGCUGACUUCCUGUACAUUUCAAAAGAUACUUUUAAUACAGAACUAAAACAAAGUUACAGUUAGUGUUUAAUUUACAACAAUAAUUUGCAAUGACACCAAUCAUCAUUUUCCUUUCUUUUUUCAAAAUUACUUUUUUUAAAUUAUGAAAAAUGUAGAAACACUUCACAGUAAGGUUUCAUUUGUUCAUGCAUUAGCCAAAAUUAACUAUUAAUUAGCAAUAUAUAGUUUUACAGCAUUUAUUCAUCUUUAUUAAUGUUGGUAAAUACAUUUUAAUGCAAUUUUUAAAAUGCAUUGUUUGUUCAUGUUAGCAGUGCGUUAACUAAUGUUGACAGAUAUGACUUUUAAUUUUAAUAAGUAUUAUUAAAUGUUUAAAUUUCCAUUAUAUAAGAUAAAUAAAUGCUGUAAGUGUUUUUCAUUGUUCAUUGAUGUUCACUGAUGUAGUG